AUGGAGCCGCAGAAAGAGGAGCAGGUGGCGGGGGUCCAUCCACUAGCCCGCUGGCUUGCAGGGCUUUUUGCUCCCAUGUCACUUCGGGACCAGAGAAUGGCGACGAGGAGGGUGACAAGAAUUUUUUGUGUUUGUUUUUUCUUUUCGUUGCUUGCCGGAUGCUUGCUGGAGAAGGUUUGCCUGCUCUUCUACGGCGUGGGUGUGGGCUGCGUCGUGUCCCUCAUCUUGUUUGUUCCUAACUGGUAUCAGCAGGAGGACACGGAGCAGCGGUGGUGCGAUGAGGCUGAGGUAAAAGAAUACUAUCGAGCCCGCCAGCAGCUCUUGGAUGAAAUUGCGAAGGCUGACACGGAAGAGGAGUUGCAGGCGCAUACGAAGGAGGAGGUGAAGGACGACGAUGCCGAUACGAGGCGGGCGGCAGGGAAAUGA
Molecule: messenger RNA, 426 nt
Organism: Trypanosoma rangeli
Lineage: Eukaryota; Euglenozoa; Kinetoplastea; Trypanosomatida; Trypanosomatidae
Product: putative microsomal signal peptidase subunit
Exons: 1
Coding region: 1-426 (141 amino acids)
Cellular component (GO): signal peptidase complex; membrane
Source: RefSeq, a predicted model, not a curated record